AUUUUUUUCAGAGAUUAAUGAUUUCUCGUGAUUAAAAAAGUAUGGGUAAGCCACUGAGCCGACCAGACUGUUUAAGGCGGAACCCUACCUGCCUGGGGAAGGGUGAGGAGGAGGAUGGCUAUAUAGAGGAUUGCUAUGUUCCACAGCGUUCUAUCUAUGAUACCAUGAGGAUAAAUGAACAGAUUGACCAGGGGUCAAAGCUUAAUCAGACUUCCAAAAGCACCAUGGAAAAGCUGGAGGGAAGCACUAUAUCCAGCAAUGGCACGUUAGGGGCAGCGUCUAAUGUUUUUGAAUCUAGAGCGCCGGAAGGCAAAAAACUGGAUGAGAGAAUCAUCUUUGAUGCAUUAAAGCUAAGCAGUGAUGUGCAGAAGUCGGCACCUGCACCACCCAGGAGGCGGCCCAAUGCAGAGCGCAGAGACAAUGUUAACAGGAGAUCAUGGAAGUCCUUCAUGCCACCCAACUUCCCAGAAUUUGCAGAAAGGAUGGAAGCUUCUCUCAGUGAGGUUUCAGAAGUUGGUGCUUCCAACCCUUCCUUGCAAGAGAAGAAGGAAUCCAAGUCUGUAUUAACAGCAAGUUCUGGUCAGUUAGACCAGAGGGCACCUCGGGCAGAGGCUGUAACUCUGCAACAUGUGUCCAAGUCUGUAGGUGUUUCAGAAGUGCAAGAUGUGAAGAACUUAAGUGGAGACUGUCAGGACUUGAGAUUUCAGCAGCACAGUGAGAGCUCUCCCUACCAAUUCCUGCCUGCAGAAUCAGAAGCUCCAGCGGCAAGUGCUAACACAGAUGUUACGCAGGAACACAGAUUCUCAAGUGCAACCUGGCCCAGGGCCAUGAAAAGUUCGGCUAAGGGAAGCUUCGGUGAGAAGCAGCACCCCCUUGGGGAAACGGCCUGCGCUGUGGAAAUACCGCCUCUCUCGCCUUGCCUGAGUGAAGAGCUCUUGGAUCCGGAAUUGAAUAUACUUGUAAUCCCCACCCUGAGAGAGAAAACCGAGUCUGAGCUAAAGUUUGAGGAAGAUGAGCGAUGGAUCAUGAUGGAGGCUGAGGAAGAUUGGGAGGAAGAGAAACUGUCAGAGACAGGGAAGACUUCUCUGAUGGCAAAUGAGAACAACCUGACAGAUACUGGAGAGAAGGAACCAACAGACACAACAGCAGUGGCAGAGGAUGAAGCUGAUAGCUUAGCUGCUGCCUCGGGUGUUCUCGGCCACCCAGAUCUUGAUCAGAUUUCUUGUUGUGAUAACCCACAGCCAUCUCAGGACCAGCUGGCUUCUGUUCCCCGGGAUACACCCCUAGAUCACAGCUAUGUUCUCACAGGGGAGAUGGAAGACAGAACUCCUCGGGGCCUGGAGAGUCCUGUUGGUGCAGAGCAGCUCUCUGACACAGACUCAGUGCAGAUGUUUCUUGAACUUGAAAAGGAGUGUCUGUGUGAAGAAGUGGUCACUCCUCCAGCUGAGCUGCAGAAUCAGGCCUCUGCUGAAUGGCUGGCCCCAUCCCAGGAUGCAGAAAAUUCAUCUGUGAUUAGUCACUUUCCAGGGGCACCCUCAGAGAAGGGACAACAUGUAGGCCUUUUAAAUGUAAGCAAAAAGGACUAUGCUGUUGGGUUGGAUUGUGAGUAUUUUAGUGCCCUGGAUUCUUCUCAGGUGCCUAAUGCUGUGGAACUUACUGCCUCUGACGCUUCCACUGUUAACAAGGAGGAGUGUGAAAAAGUGCCUUUUAGCCCCACAGCUGCAGGGGAAUUUAAGUCCAGUAACCCAGCAGACCUGGAGUCACUAGGAAUGCAGGAUUCAGGAGAAUUGCCAAACCCUGAUCACCUGGCUUCUCAUGAUGAUUUAUCAGGCUUUAUUGCUUCUGAGCUGGCCAAAGAAAAUGGCAAUUUGUCCCAGGUAGACUGCAGUCAAACUAAGAGGAAUGUGAAAAAGCAUAUUGGGAGUCCUCCCCUCAGUUUUGCGUUUAAUCAUGAACUCACAGAUGUUACCUCAAGACCUGAAGCAGAGGUGUUAUCAUAUGACUCACGUUUCCUAACAGAUGAGAUGUGUUUGAAAAGUGAGAAAGGAGCUAUUAAUCCAGAAAAUAGUAGUGUGGCAUCCUUGGGAAAUGUGGACCUUUGUGAAUUGUGUGUGGAGAAAGUUUUUGAUGAGGCAGAAGAGCUGGAUUGUCAAGCCAAACUUUUGGAAGAUGGAGCCCCAACGCAUUCUCAUAAAGACUCCCCAGAGCAGGUCCCAGACAGUCUCCAGAGCAAGUCUCCAGAAUCAGACGUUCUGGUUAGGGAACUGAGACACGGAGAUGGAGUAGGAACUGUGAUUGACAGAAAGCCUGAGCUGAACGUGGCAUCAUGGGGAGGAACUUCACUGCAAAAUAUCCUUCCAGGGGAGCAAGCCACCAAGUCUAGUAAUAGUGAAUCUGUUUUGGAGGAAAGGAUGCCCAUCCUCCAAGGGCUUGCUCCAACUGCUACAGUGCCCACCCUGGAAGAGAAUGUCCUGCUUGCUGCAGUGUCUGAACCACAAGGAACUGCUGUGGCUGCUGCUCUAGUGCCCUUCCCAAAGGAAGACAUCCCAGCUGCCUUCGUGGUUCCUACAGAGAAUGUCACAGUUGCUGCAGUGUCUGCCCCAGAGGGGACUGCUUCAGCUGCUCCAGUGCCAAUCACAAAAGAGGAUGACACCCCAGAAAAGCCUGCCACCCCCACUGCUUCAGUGCCUGUCCUGGAAGAGCCCACCACCCCCACUGCUUCAGUGCCUGUCCGGGAAGAACCCACCACUCCAAUUCCUGCAGCAGCAGCCACCUCAGAGAAGUAUCCUGCUCCGGCUGCUGCAGUGCCUACCCCAGAGAAGCCUGAUGCCCCAGCUCCUGCAGCAACAACAGCUCCACAGGAGCCAGCUGCUCCAUCAGUGUCUGCCCCACAGGAGCCCACUGCCCCAACUCUUUCAGUACCUAUCCUAGAGGAGUCUAGAAUCCUGGCCAUUGCAGUACUCACUCCAGAGGAGCCUGUCGCCCCAGCUCUUGAAACACCGUUGUCCCCCAAGGAGCCUGCCACCCCAGCUUCUGCAGCGCCAUUGUCUCCAGAGGAGCCUGUUGCCCUAGCUCCUGCACUACUUACCCCAGAGGAGCCUGCCACCCCAGCUCCUGCAGCACCAUCAUCUCCCAGGGACCCUGCCACCCCAGCUUCUGCAGCACUACCUAUACCAGAGGAGCCUGCCACCCCAGCUUCUGCAGUGCCAUUGUCUCCCAGGGACCCUGCCACCCCAGCUUCUGCAGCACUACCUAUACCAGAGGAGCCUGCCACCUCAGCUCCUGCAGCACCUUUAUCCCCAGAGGAGCCUGCCACCCCAGCUGCUGUAACACCAACCCCAGGGAAGCCUACUGCCUCAGCUCCUGCACCACCAUCAUCCUCAGAGGAGCCUGCCAUCCUAAAUUCUGCAGUACCUACCCCGGAGGAGCCUGUCGCCCCAGCUCCUGCAGUGCCGUCAUCCCCAGAGGAGCCUGUUGCCCCAGCUCCUGCAGUGCCAUCAUCCCCAGAGGAGCCUGUCGCCCCAGCUCCUGCAGCACUGUCAUCCCCAGAGGAACCUGCCAUCACAGAUGCUGCAGUACCGACCCCGGGGGAGCUUGCCACCCCAGUUCCUACAGUACCAUUGUCCCCAGAGGAGCCUGCUGCCUCAGCUCCUACAGUACCAACCACAGGGGAGCCUGUUGCCUCAGCUCCUGCAGCAGUGUCUGCCCCACAGAAGCCUGCCUCUUUAGCUGCUAUAGUACUCGCCCCAGAAGGGCCUGCUGCCCCAGCUGUUGCAGCAUUGUCCACUCCAAAGGACCCUGCUGCCCCAGCUGCUGCAGCAGUGUUUGCUCCACUAGAGUCUGGGUUCCUAGCUGCUACAGUGCUUACCCCGGAAGGGCAUGCCAUCCCAGCUGCUGAAGUACCCACCCCAGAGGACCCUGCUGCCCCAGUUGCUGCAGUGCCUUCUGUGGAGGAGAGCAAUUGCCCUGCUGGCACACCCUUCCUGGGAGACACUGCUCAUACUGAAUCAGUGCCUAUAUUGGAAGAAGGAACUCCUGUUCUAGAACGGAUCAAGGAGGACCUUGAUUCCUCAGCAUUUGGAUUAAAAGAGGUGACUGGCACAGUGCUACAUGGGAAAGUGCCUCUGGCUGCAACUGAUGGAUUAAAUUCAAAUGAGGUAAUUGUUGCCCCUUUUGUUGCCUGGAAGGGUCUGGAGAGUUAAGUGAGAUUUACAAGUUCUUUAACUUGAUAGUGUUGAGAAAUGGCACUGGCAGUCCUUCCUAUUCUUUUUGAACCCCCUAGGAUUUUAGUUUUCUGUUCUUAAUUGAAUUUAUAGGGAAAAUGUAUCUUAAUUUUGUCUAUUACUCAUACUCCAUUUUUUAUUCAGAUAAGCCAAGCUCAAGGGAAAAUGAUGUAAACAGUUGUCAGUGUGCAUUUUCUUCUAACGAUUAUUAGCAUGAAAGGAUCAUUUGCUUUUGAUAUACAGAGAUUAUGUUCUUUCCUAAAUCAAGAAAUUAUUUGCUUAUCUGUGAUGUCAGUAGUUCUGUAGAGGACAGAGUGUGCGCUUUACAGUAAAAACUAGAGUCCUUCUGAAUUGUUGGGAAGGUUAGGUAGCCUGUCUCCAGUUUUCUCGUGUUAAUGCAGUAGUACCCUGCAGGGAUUUGAGGACAAAAUGAGAUAGGACAUCUGUGGUACCAGGCGAGCAAGAUCUGAAUUACUGGCCCUUUCUCCCCUUUCUCUUCAAACGGAUGUAUUAGUUGAUUGGAAGAAUUGAUCAAAGUUGGCUGCGUGAAGCCAGCAUAGAGAUAUUUGAAUAACAGCAUCUUAACAUGAAAGUAGGUUUCUUAAAACCAAAGACACACCAAUGUUUACAAAAAUAGAGGUAUUUCACUCAUUUUGUCAGACUGCCUCUGAGUCUUUACAUAAGUCAUUUUCCUUCAGUUGCUAUAUGAAAUGAGAGAAUUGGGCUAAAUAUUCUCUCUCAACUAUGAGUUUCCGGACAUUGGAGACCUGAAUGUGUUAGGAAAUAGUUGAGAACAGUUUUCCACACCCUUCAGCCCUCCUAGACAAAGGAAUUUGAGAUCAGCAGCUUUCUCUGGUUAACUGCCAGGUGUUGUUUCCUCUUUGGUAAGGAAUGAAGUUAGAGGGUUAAUCUAAUUCAGUGUGGGAAAACUGUGUGAGGAGGAAGCUUUGAUUUGAUUCCAUCUCCAGUAUCCAAAUCAGUGCCACCCUCGUGGCAGGCAUUCAUGAAUGAAUGAAUAGUAAUCUCCUGGGAUGCCCAUGGCUGUGCAGGGAAGUUGAGUUCCAUUGCCCACCCCACUGAGAGCCUCUCAGGGCAGC
Messenger RNA from Ochotona curzoniae (black-lipped pika), 5320 nucleotides. RefSeq names its product KIAA0754 ortholog. Bases 42 to 4202 code for a protein of 1386 amino acids. The transcript is spliced from 2 exons. NCBI's taxonomy places the organism in Eukaryota, Metazoa, Chordata, Mammalia, Lagomorpha, Ochotonidae. The record is from RefSeq and is a predicted model, not a curated record.